Messenger RNA from Penicillium verrucosum, 873 nucleotides. Its product is annotated as 40S ribosomal uS14 domain-containing protein. The record is from RefSeq and is a predicted model, not a curated record. The transcript has 4 exons. Gene Ontology annotation, cellular component: ribosome; cytosolic small ribosomal subunit. Gene Ontology annotation, molecular function: RNA binding; zinc ion binding; structural constituent of ribosome. Gene Ontology annotation, biological process: translation. Lineage: Eukaryota; Fungi; Ascomycota; Eurotiomycetes; Eurotiales; Aspergillaceae. The coding region runs from base 1 to 873 and encodes 290 amino acids.
AUGACUCACGAGAGUGUUUGGUACAGCCGGCCCCGCAAGUACGGCAAGGGCUCCCGCGAAUGCCGUGUCUGCUCCCACCGCGCCGGUCUGAUCCGCAAGUACGGCAUGAACAUCUGCCGUCAGUGCUUCCGUGAGAAGUCCACCGACAUCGGUUUCACCAAGGUUCGUUUCAAUUCCUCGCUCGACGGUCCUAUCCGAUUCCAUUCGAAUACCACACAACCACGUUCUUCCGAUAUGAAAAUCCAAUCGACAAUUGACCAAUCUGCUACCACCACACAUGCACCCUGCAAAAGCACAACACUAACCACAAGUCUCUCAACCUACAGUACCGCUAAGCGACCAAAAAGACUGACACCCUCCUCUCGAACCGUUCGCAUCCACGAAAUCCAUCUACGCACCCAGCUCGACUAUGGUAGCGUCCAGUGGAGCAAUGUUCCAGACGAGCCCAAAAACGGCGUCUUUGAUGUUUUUGUGAAUGGAGGAAUAGAUAUCCGGCCUGCGGGUCCGGUGUCUCGGGGUUGCGAAUCACACCAGAUCUUGGCUCCGAGGGGAGGAUUUGGGGUUGUUGCAUGGAAUGUCUUGAAAAACGAGGAUUUAUGUUAUUUCCCUCAUCCUGGUUUUUUCUUAACAAUUUCAAUGACGGAAUUUUUUUUCUCUGGGAAUCAUUUCUGCUCCGGAUUGCCGUACAACUUGCUUGUGGUUUGGAUGAGCGUCGCACGAUUUCGCAUGGCUCUUGUCCUUGGAUUUGGUGUAGCUUUUGGUGUUUGGCUAGGUGGGCCUAUUGAGGUGCACCGAUGGUCUUUGGGCCUGCGAAUUCUUCGUAGCGGCUUCAAUGUCAGCAGAUCAGAUACAUUUGGUCCAUUCUGCGUCUGA